Messenger RNA from Trichophyton rubrum CBS 118892, 3378 nucleotides. RefSeq lists its product as uncharacterized. The coding region runs from base 1 to 1656 and encodes 551 amino acids. The transcript has 3 exons. Gene Ontology annotation, biological process: proteolysis. Gene Ontology annotation, molecular function: dipeptidyl-peptidase activity; serine-type exopeptidase activity. Lineage: Eukaryota; Fungi; Ascomycota; Eurotiomycetes; Onygenales; Arthrodermataceae. The record is from RefSeq and is a predicted model, not a curated record.
AUGAAGUUCGCCAGCUGCUUCAUCCAGGGCGCUGCCCUCGCCCUCCUCGCGGGCAUGGGCUCGACCUUUGGCUUCGCCGGCUCCAAGCUGGGCAAAGACAUGCACGACGCUGUCAUGAUGGGCUACAGCUCGGAUCUGGCCUUGGAUCCAGGGCAUUUCAAGGCUGUGAUGGACAGCCCCAAGUUUGGCAGCCCCCAGGCAGAGACCGUUGACAUGCCAAUUGACCACAAGAGCAACAAGACGGGCACCUACAAGCAUCGGUUCUGGAUCAACGAGCAGGACUACAAACCAGGCGGCCCCGUCUUUGUGUUCGACUGUGGUGAGGCCGCUGGCCAGAGAUAUGCAGACAGAUACCUCUUCAACGAGACCAACUUCUUCAGGCAGCUGACCAAGAAGUUCCACGGCAUUGGAAUCAUCUUUGAGCACCGAUACUAUGGGGAGUCGACCCCCUUCCCGGUCACCGUCAAGACCCCCCCAGAGCACUUCCAGUAUCUCAACAACGACCAGGCUCUCGCUGAUUUGCCCUACUUCGCAAAGGAAUUCAAGCGCAAGGCGUUCCCUAACAAUGACCUGAGGCCCAAUGCCACUCCCUGGGUCAUGGUCGGCGGCUCGUACCCCGGCAUGCGGUCUGCUUUCACCCGUGACAGAUACCCAGAGACCAUAUACGCCUCCUGGGCUUCCUCAGCUCCUGUGCAGGCCCAGAUCGACAUGGCCGUCUACUACGAGCAGGUCUACAGGGGCCUUGUUGCCUACGGCUGGGGCAACUGCACCAAGGACAUCCGCGCUGCCUACAGAUACAUCGACCGCCAGCUCUCCCGGAACGACACCGCGGCCGCCAUCAAGAAGCUCUUCUUGGGCGAGGGAGCCGAGCAAGCCAGCAACGGAGACUUCACUGCGGCCCUCAUCGUUGCCUACGCUGGCUGGCAGUCCUCCGGCGCCGACGGCCAGGUCGGCAAGUUCUGCAACUGGCUCGAGGUCGACCCCAAGACCAAUAAGACCGCCCCGGCUGAGGGAUGGGCUCCCACGCUCGGAGACAAGGCCAUGGCCGAACGCUUCGCUGCCUGGCCUACGCUCGCCGAGAUGGUCAACGCCAAUGCCAUGACCAACUGCAAGCAGACCGACAAGUCGAAGCCCCUGGAGUGCAAGCUCGACAAGCCCAGCGAGGACCCGGACUUCAUCAGCUGGAUCUGGCAGUACUGCAGCGAAUGGGGCUACUAUCAGACCGUCAACUACCCCCAGCACCCGAUCCUCUCCAAAUACCAGACCAUCAAGUACAACCAGGACUUCUGCUACCGUCAGUUCCCUACCGGCGUCAAGAGCGGAUACCUGCCCGUCAAACCGCAGACCGAGAAGACCAACCGUGCCACCAAGGGCUGGAAUAUGCGCCCAUCCAACGUCUACUGGAGCGGUGGCCAGUACGACCCCUGGAACACCCUAUCUCCGCUGUCCACCGAGCCCUUUGCUCCUCGCGUCAAGGUCUCUCAGGAGAUUCCCAAGUGCAAUGUGUCCACCGGUCCCAGGACGAUCUUUGGCUACCUAAUCCCCAACGCUCAGCACGUCUAUGACUUCCGCACCUACUUCAAGCCCGGCGAGGUUUCCAGAAAUCUCUUCCACUCAGCCUUGGAGGAAUGGCUUCCCUGCUUCAAGAAGCAUUGAAUGAUCGGUAUGAUAUCAGAAAUGAAAAAUGAUUAAUGUCUGGAUGAGUUAUCCCAACGGAUUAAAAACUGUGUAUAUAAAUCCACCCUAGCAUAUCAUAUAUAAAUAUAACUAUACGUGUCUUCUUUCCAAGCAGCCUGCGAGGUGCCUCUCCCUAAACAAGGGCCAUUAGCUUCUGGGGCUCUUGAGCCAGAUGUCAACCAAUAUCUCAAUGCAAGAAUAGCAGGAGAAGUAAUGGUAGCACCAAUCUACCAAACAAAGGGACAGUGCCACUGUCGAGACAGAAAGACAAGGUAGGUCAAAGCAGUAUCCAGGAUGGCAUCAUAGAUGGGAUCUAAUAAUCCUGGAUAGCCGAAGCAAUCAAUAUACCAAUUCUAGGGAAUGCAGACUCCAGACACCAACUUAAUAUGCACUACAGCUCAACCCUAUAGCAGCGGAAUACAGCAAUGUCACAGAAGUUCUUCGCACCUGCGUUCUAAAUACAACUGCCGGUUACUCGCGAGUCAUGAGCUUAGAACCUGAGCAUCUCUCGCUCGUAAACAAUGCCCCCCUUAGCUAGCUUUGAGCCACCUACGAAUGCGAAUGGAUCAACCCGACGGCAACCAGCACAACCGACGAAAGCCAAAGGAUUAGAAGACCAACCGUAUGUAAUAUCCCGAUGCGUAUUGGCUUCUCUACGAGAGAAUAUGCCACGUGUAUGCGGCUUUGUGAUAUUCGCGGCCAAAUAUAGGAUAUGUCGUUGCCCUAUAGUAGGGGAGAUCGCAGGAAGACCCUUCCACCUAACCAGUCAUCUACCAUCCAAUAACCUCUGCGUACUAUAGAGUAAAAGUUCAGCUCACUCGAUGGCCCUUUCACGGCAGAUGCCGCACAUGCUGCGUUGUAGUUACAUGCAUCAAGGUGAAGGAUGGUUUAUCCUUUCUGGUUCGCCCGACCCGUACAAAGACCACCAGCAAGUCCUAUGCUUCACAGACGCAGCAAAACAGCGCACAGGAAGAUACCCAGGCUUCUCCGACUCAUUAACGACUGAGAAAGAUGGCCGGUCUCUAGGAUACCAUCCGAAAGAAAGGAGAGGGCGAGGGAUCGAUGACUGUGAUGUGAUCGCCAUGCCCUGGGUUUCACAACAUCUCGGCACUCACAGGCAGGCAGGCCGAAUCCUUCUCAUAUCACAAUAGCGGUUAACACGUCCUUCUUGUCCCUCAUGAAGGAAUGUUAAGGCGAAUUUCGGGCUGGAAGGGCAGUGAUUGGGUAUAUGGCGGCCUAGGCCUGUAUGCCAUGCGCUUUCCGGCACCAGCUCUUGCAUAUGUCCGCGUGGGACAAUGGCCAGGAUGAAAUGCGGUCUAGUACAAAGUACACACUGUGAACUGCCGGCAGAGGAGACUGUGUUGACUGGCUGUCCUGGAUUCGACAGGAGAGCAAGCUUGCAUGGACAUGGCUGGGGAUAUAACUAGUUGCCCUGAUCUCCUUGACCGUUGACGCCGGAGCUCCUGAGGCUGCGAUACUGGUCACUGAUAUAGUCACGCAUUGCACAGGUGGUUUUUGCAAUCUGGGCUUUAUAUAUUUGAAGCUCUGCUUGUGCCGUAGAUAUUGGUGAUAUCAGUUGGUUAAUUAGUCCAUCAGUUCAACAAGCAAUCAAGCCUGUAACUAAAUGGUACCAUAAAAUCGCAUCAAAUACAUCCGUACGCCCCGACGAAGGAUGAGCUGCCCUUGUAUAUUUUUAUUUUU